This is a messenger RNA of Mercenaria mercenaria, 11244 nucleotides long. RefSeq names its product zinc finger-containing ubiquitin peptidase 1-like. NCBI's taxonomy places the organism in Eukaryota, Metazoa, Mollusca, Bivalvia, Venerida, Veneridae. The transcript is spliced from 9 exons. The coding region runs from base 88 to 2370 and encodes 760 amino acids. The record is from RefSeq and is a predicted model, not a curated record.
GUUGAUAAUGACAGGUAGUUGGGGAAGAAGAUGCUGUUCAUUAAUUAAUGUAAAACGUCUUCUACUAAAGUUACACAGAUACUGAAAAUGGCUACCGGAGGUCAAACGCAAAGUCAUGUUGCUACCAAAGGUCAAGGACAUGGACUUCUGGGUGAGAAAUUUACAUGUCUUAUUUGUGGACAAGAGGACUUGACAGAAGAGAACAUGAGAAGUCAUGUACUUUUGGAACAUGUUGAAAACAAUGUAUGUUGUCCUUUCUGUGAUUUGUCUGGCAUUACAAGUGAAGAAAUGAAUCUACAUAUAAAUUCAGUUCAUUUUGAUGACAUGACAAGCCCAGGUGCCAAGAACAUGGAAGGGGACACCAACGUGAGAAGUCGCCAUAGUUCUGGUAAGGACGAUCCAGAAAAGUUCGGAAUUGAACAUGGUGGAGCAAUACCGAAAACUCCAUCUAAAACUUCGUUGAAACAUUCCCAAAGUUUAGAUCAAAGCCCACAAAAAUCUCCUAGUAAAAAGUCCUCAAGUAUGAAAACAUCUCAUUCGGAGUCAAAUAUUAAUAGAAGAGGUAAAUUGCAAUUAAAUUUUGAGUUGGUGAAUGAACCCGCUCCAUCAAGAAUGGUAAGAGAAUCAGCAUCGUCUGAGGCAAUACGGGCCUCAACAUCAUCUCAUUCUUUAAGAUCGUCUGCCUCUGCACAUACCAUGAGGGGUUCUUUAUCAUGUGAUACAAUAGACUCUAAUCAAAAUUCUCAGUUAGAUUCAGAACAAGCUGCAAGGGUGAGGUUGCAAAAUAGCAUACAUAGUCAAAAUGAUAUAAUAAUGGAAGAGGGGCAAGACAAUAAUAAUAUUCCACUUCAACCAAAUCUUAACCAAGUACUCCAACCAGACAUAAAUGAUAAUGUAGAGCCAGAUAUAAACUCUAACAUGCCUGCUGGAUUCUCCUGCCCGCUCUGUCAGUUUAUUACGUCGUCAGAAAACUUGAUACAGGCCCAUGUGAAUAUGGCACAUGUUGAUGUUUUGAGCCCUGCCAGGCCAAGACCGGGUGGUUCGGAAGCCGGCCCUAGUAGUAGAAGUGAUACAGCCAGUCUAUACAGUACAGCAUCUGCUGAUAGUAAUCCUAAUGACCUGAUGGAAGAAUACCCUUGUCCAAUAUGUAUGAGAAUCUACACAAAUUCAGGCGAGCUUAGUUUACAUGUAAAUCAGGAACAUUCUCAGAUAUUCAGCCCCGAUAAACCUAAUGCAGCUGUUGGAGAUGCAAUGGCGAGUCAGUCAGUCUUCCACUGCCCUGUAUGUGAGAUGGAAUUCUAUGAAAAGUCGAGGCUAGAAGCACAUGUAAAUGGUCAUUUCUCAGCAGAACAAACUCCAAUACAAGAACGUACAGAUAAAAUGAUAGCCCAAGCACUGCAGGAAAAAGAAACAGACAUGGCGAAUCAUGAAGAAGAGAAAGAGUUUCAGAAAUUACAGGUUAUGUUUGGUAUGGCAGACGGAACACCAUAUAAGAAGGCCUACGAGACAAAUCUUGAGAGAGCCGUUGCUAGUGGAGAUCUCACAGUUGUUGAAUUUCAUGAACGUAAGAAUGGGUUCAGGUUUGCUGACUCUAGAGGGAUAGAUGAUGGCACUUCUUGCACAAAAGGUGUAAUUCAGCGUCUACAGGAGUACUACCGUACACCAACACAUGGUGUAGGAAAGUCAUGGUUAUGUACAGUGGUAGAUCACUAUGCUGGUUCCUAUGGUGACAAAGGAUGGGGGUGUGGCUACAGGAACUUUCAGAUGUUGCUGUCUUCCCUCAUGACCGAUCCUACAUACAAUAAAGUUCUCUUUAACGGGAGACCCCUGAUGCCAUCUAUACCAAAGAUACAGAGGUUAAUAGAAGCUGCGUGGGAAAAGGGAUUUGAUAAGCAAGGUUGUGAUCAGCUAGGUGGGCGAGUAGUUAAUACAGUCAAGUGGAUAGGUGCCACUGAAAUAGUUGCUACCCUGGCAUCUCUUAGAGUGAAAUGUAAAUUAUUAGACUUCCACAACCCAUCAGGACCAAAUGGAACACAUCCUAAAUUAUUUGAAUGGGUGAAGAGUUAUUUUGAGAAAACUGCAGCGUUUAAACCACCACUUUAUCUUCAACAUCAAGGCCAUAGUCGGACUAUAGUUGGAAUAGAAGAAUUGAAGGACAAAAGUUUACGUCUGCUGAUAUUUGAUCCGAGUGCAAGAAAGAAACAGAUGCAGUUGUUUCACAGUAUAGUCAACGCCAAUCUGAUGAGAGCACUUAGAAAACCUCUGGAAAAUCUGAAAGCUAAACAAUACCAGAUAGUAGCUGUUAUAGGAGUUCUUUCUGAACAAGAGUAUAAGGAACAUAAAAUAAUACGAUCAGAAAGGUUAAGUUAGCACACCAAGAUUUGAAAUUCAAAACCAGGAACCAGACAAGCUGACUGAAAAGUUGUGAUUUAUCUUAUUUUGUCUUUCUAACAUUUAUUAGAGAUUUGUUCAGAUUACCUGAGCAAAAUGCUUCUGUAAAAUAUUGUGACUGUGAUGUAUAAGGUCCAUUAAUUUUUCUGUCUGUAAACCUUUUUUCUGUGUAUUUUUUCACAUGUUUUGAAGUCAAAUUUUCACAAACGCUGAAGUGUCAUGUGAUAUAUAGCAUGUCUAAGGUCAAAAAUCAAAUGGCUUAAAUUUGAGUCAGCUCCAUAUCUUCUUAACCACUUAAACUAACAUCAGUGGUUAACCUCAUCAGGAUGAGAAUCAGGGUACACAACCCAUGUGUGUCUGAGGGUAUUAAUUGCCUUUAGUUAUAGCUCUGCUAUUGAUUGACCUUUUCAACUUAAUUAACAGUUAUCACAUAAAAAUUUGACAUUUCUGCCAUUUUCGUGGUAUAUUUUUUGUACAAUAUACAUGGUAAUUUUAAUGUUCGGAAAAUUAUUUCUCAUUGAUAGCCCACUGGCUUUCAUUUGAACAUAGCAAAAUUAUAGCACAUGUGUACAAUUCACUUUCCAUUAGUGUAGUAAUAUUUAGUAAAUCUUAACUGUCUUUUUUAUAGAAGCACAUACAUAAAGCAAUAACAAAGAGGUAUGCCUACAUAUUUAUGUAACAUUUAUUGGGAGGUGGAAAGUUCUCUUCAGACAAAAAGUGAAAAAGAAAAAUCAUUCACAUUUUCAUAGGUGUUUAUUUAUAGACUGUAAGAUAUGUAGAAUUCUCUUAAUAUUUUAGUUGGCAGUAAAAGUAGUUACGAAAUAGAAGGAAUUUACCAAGCCUUUAUAUCAUACAUGUUGAUGCCUGUUUUAAAUUUGUUAAUGUUGUAAUGUAAGUGUGGGGGCAUGUCCCUUUCAUUAAUGUUUAACCAAGACAAAUUAACUCUUAUGUUUAAAAGUCUAGACUAUUCUUAACAUCAGUAGUCACUAAUUAAAUGUCUGUUGAAUUGCUGUGUUUGCCUAGACUAUAGAGCAUAUACUCCAGAAAUGUAAAAGGCAUGACCAGGAGCGAGCUGCGACUUGGCCGAUAGAUACCUCAAUCCACCAGACUCUGUAUGGAGGCAUUGAGGAUCUGCGGCAAACAACAAGUUUCAUCGGGGCUACUGGUCUUACAGUGUAGGGCAAGGAGGAAGAAGAAGUUUCUAAUUAACUAUCUGUUAAAUUGCUGUGUUGGCCUUGGCUAAGUUUUAUAGUUUUGAACUAUUGCACACUUGUUCAUUGUCAUUUGUUAAAUAUUUUGGUCAAGAACCAUGGAUUUUGUCAGAAUUAUGGCUCUUUUUGUACUUAGAAAAUUAGAAUUUCUUGGUUAUUAUGUCUCCCACCACACAGUGGUGUGGGAGACAUAUUGAUUUACUCCAGUAUGUGUGUGUGUCUCUGUCACAAAGUUUGUCUGCACUCUUAAGUCGAACAUUUCUCAUCCGAUUUUCACCAAACUUGACAAAAUGUGUUUGACCAUAAGACCUCGGCCAGGGUGAUAACUAGCCAAAUCGGUCCAGGCAUCUUGGAGUUAUGGCCCUUGAAUUACCAAAAAUCGGUCUUUUUACUCUUGUCCGCACUCUAAUUCGAAUAUUUCUCAUCCAAUCUUCACCAAACUUAAACAAAAUGUGUUUGACUAUGAGACCUCGGCCAAGUUCGAUAACUAGCCAAAUCGGUCCAGGUAUUUUGGAGUUACGGCCCUUGAAUUAUCGAAAAAUUGGCCUUUUUACUCAUGUCCUUACUCUUAAUCAAACAUGUCUCAUCCGAUCUUCACCAAACUUAAAUAAAAUAUGUUUGACUAUGAGACCUCAGCCAAGUUCGAUAACUAGCCAAAUCGGUCCAGGCAUUUUGAAGUUACGGCCCUUGAAUUAUCGAAAAAUCGGCCUUUUUACUCUUGUCCGCGCUCUAAGUCGAACAUUUCUCAUCCGAUCUUCACCAAACUUGAACAAAAUGUGUUUGACCAUGAGACCUCGGCCAAGUUUGAUAACUAGCCAAAUCGGUCUAGGCAUUUUAGAGUUACGGCCCUUGAAUUACCGAAAAAAUCCGUCUGUUUACUCUUGUCCGCUCUCUAAGUCGAACAUUUCUCAUCCGAUCUUCACCAAACUUGAAUAAAAUAUGUUUGGCCAUAAGACCUUACCCAAGUUCGAUAACUAGCCAAAUCCGCCCAGGCACUUUCGAUUUAUGGCCCUUGAAUUACUGAUUGGAUCCACUCAUCCAGACCAUCUAAUUGGAUUCACUCGUUUAAAACAUCUAGAGAAACUAUUAUUUUUCAUAGGGGCAGUUGUGGGAGACAUGUGCUUUUCUCAAAAACAUCUCUAGUUAUUUUUGUUUUAGUUCACUUUAUCUUAAGAGCAAUAGCUUUGAAACUUCACAAACUUGUGUAUCAUCAUUAGAGGAAUAUAUUUUACUAGAACCUAAAGUCUUGCAUUUAUUUGGUAGAAUUAUGGCCUUUUUUAGGUCUAGGCAAAAUUCCACACUCACAACCAUCCUAUCAAUUUCUAUAUAGGAGUGAAAAGUGAAAAAGCAAUUACAAAGUUGAUGGUAUUGGUAAAAGCCUUUUAUUUUUCAUGAUAUUUUUUAUGACACUGUUUUAUGUCAGAAAGAAUGCUAGAGCUGAAUAAUUUAUAUCCUGGCAAGCAAAAUGAUGUUUGAGUUAAAAUAUUGAAAUAUGAUGAUAUAGUAAAAUUGUAAAUAAACAUCUGUUUGCACAUUGGCCUGGUAAUAAAUCCAUUAUCUGUUUCAUUCACCACAUUAUGAGAACACAUGUCUGUUAAUAUUAUAGUAUUAUAGGUUGUGAUUUUUAGAAAAGCACUCAUUUAUAUAAAUUUCUGUAUUCAUUUUAUGCACAUUUCUUGUUGCAUAGUGUACACAUCUUUCUAUUGAUUGUUUUAUAUAAUUAUAUAUAGUGCUGAAAUAAUGUGAUAUGUACAAUUUGGCCUCAAUAUAUGUACAAAUGUGUUUUCCUUUACACAGAAGAUUAUUUAUAUUGCAUGCUGCACAGUAAGUUUUGUAUAGUUGCCAUUGUAAUUAGCGUAUGGUUAUACCAUUAUCAGUUUGUUGAGUCCACCAGCAGUUGUAUUGUAAAAAUUUUAUAGGUCAGCUUUAUGGCCAGCACCUACAGUGUCUUCUGCUGUAGCAAGGCAGACGGUAUUGAAAUCAAGAUGUCAGCCAUUGGACAUUCUCAUCUGUCACAGGUUUUUCAAAAUCUGAAGAUGAACCUGUGAUUUAUUUCGUUCAUUUAUUUGGUGAGCAAUGCACAUUGGUAAUUAAAACCUGGAGAGGUUUCAGCCAAUCAGUGAUUUCCUGUUUACAACCCACCAUAUUCAAGCAAUAUAUUAGCAAAAUACUUGCUUACAUUGAAUAAAGACAAAACAAAAUGACUGAACAAUAGAUAUUUACUCCUCAAACUGGAUAUUUAGAAAUUUACCUAGAAAAAUGAAAACAUUCAUUGUGAUUCAGCAUCAGUUUAAAUAAUGGAUAAUUUCCAUGGAUGAUUUAGAUUGAUGACCUGUCGGGGAAAUGCCACUGAUAGGUUGAAACCUUUAACCUGUAGUUAGUUCAGUGACGGGGACCAUGGUGGACCUCUGGUAUGUAAGAAUGGCUUUCAGAAUUUUCAGAAUGUUUACGCAUAUAUGCAGUGUUUACAUUUUACAACAAUGCAGAUUUUGCAUAUUUACCUUUUUUUCCCGACAUUUCUUUAAAAGCCCAUAGUGUGCACCUUUAAAUAUUAAAGGUAGGUUGAUAAUGCAUAUUUAGUCUCUUAGGCCAUCUCAUAACAACAUUAUGAUUUUAGUGCAAUAAGCUUAUAUUUUGACAUUUCCAUUAUUUCAAUCAUCCUCUCCUGUAUAUUACAUGUAUGGUUUGCAUUAGGAGAGUGGAAUGGGAUGCAGUCAUUUAGACGUAAUAGAAUUAGCAACAUUGUCAUUUAGAUGUAAUAGAAUGAGCAAUAUUAUCAUUUAGACAUACUGGUAAUAGAAUGAGAGCGAUUGUCAUUUAGACAAUAUAAUGAGAGCCAUUGUCAUUUAGACAUAAUAGAAUGAGAGCUAUUGUCAUUAAGAUGUAAAAAAUGAGAGCCAUUGUCAUUUAGACAUAAUAGAAAGAGAGCCAUUGUCAUUCAGAUAUAAUAGAAAGAAAGCCAUUGUCAUUCAGAUAUAAAAAAUGAGAGCCAUUGUCAUUUAGACAUAAUAGAAUGAGAGCAGUUGUCAUUUAGACAUAAUAGAUUAAGAGCCAUUAUCAUUUAGACAUAAUAGAAUGAAAGGAAUUGUCAAGUAGAUAUAAUAGAAUGGGAGCCAUUUUAAAACCAGUAACCUAACCCUGCUACCACGUGAUAAAGAUAUUUUUUAAAAUAAUUUCAUGUUCUGAUUCACUACAUAAUUGGUCUACUCUUUCUUCAUAUAAUAGCCAGAUAGAAUGUCACUGUGAACUUUAUUGAGAGGAUUUUACUUUGCAUUUAUUAACCUGAUAGAAUGUAACCAACUGUGAACUUAGGUGACAUGAUUUAACUAUGCAGUACACCUGACAGAAUGUCACCAACUGUGAACUUUAUUGGCACUAUUUUACUGUGCAGUAAACCUGAUAGAAUGUCAACAGCUAUGAACUUUAUACACAUGUAAUCCUGAUGGAAUGUCGACAACAGUUGUAAACUGUGAACUUUAUUGACAUAUACAUUUGAUACUAUUAGAAUGUCAACAGCUGUGACCUUUAUUGAAAUGUUAACUUGAUAGAAUGUCAACAACUGUGAACUUUAUUGACAAAUAAACUUGAUGGAAUGUCAGCAACUGUGAACUUUAUUGACAAAUAAACCUGAUGGAAUGUCAACAACUGUGAACUUUAUUGACAAAUAAACAUGAUGGAAUAUCAGCAGCUGUGAACUUUAUUGACAAAUAAACCUGAUGGAAUGUCAACAUCUGUGAAAUUUAUUUAUGCUGUUUUACUUUGCUUUAAACUUAAUAGAAAUGUCAACAACUGUGAAUUUCAUGUACACAAUUUUACUGUGUGUGUACACUUGAUAGAAUGUCAACAGCUGUGAACCAUAUUGGCAUGUAAACACAACAGAAUAUCAACAGCUGUGAAAUUUAUUGACACAAUUUUACUGUGCUAUUCAAGCUUAAGUAGGAUUACUAUUUUUAGUAUUACUGAGUUUAACGUCACUCAGACUUAAUUCUAACUCAUAUGGCGACAUACCAGCAUUGGAUAGAUAUAGGCAGGCACACGGGUAGAACAACUAAACUUCUGUAAACCAGCUUGAAGGCUUCCUCACAUGUAAGAAUUCUACAUCACAAACAACGUUUUGAACCCACAGUAGUGAGGGGCAAUUGAUUCAAAGUCAGUGACUUAACCACUCUGCUACUGUCCUCAGUGACUUUAACCACUCUGCCACUGUCCUACUGAUGUUUAGGAUUUGUAUUUCUAGCUUUGCAUAUUGCACAUUGAGAUACAAUGGAAUAGUCAGCUUUUGGAGGAUGCUUUUAUUUUGAUUGCAGUAACUUUGUUGUUUUUUUUAGUUCAUCUGAACUUUGUUCAGGGUGACUUUUUGGUACAGGUGGAUAGUCAACAAGGGGUCUGUUAUCCAGCCUAAACAUUUUUACAUAAACAUGUUCUCCUCUAAAACCAUUUGGUGGAAUUUGAUGAAGCUUCCCUGGAUGUUCCUUGGAUGGUUUUCUGCCAAAGUGAUUCAAAGCAUUCCAUUCCAUGCAAUCUUGUAGCCAUGGCAACUAAAACGAAAAAGUUUUCUUACCCAAAAGGGCAUGGCCCAGAGCUUAGAUAUUUGUUGUGUAGCAUUUUCUAGUGUUUCUCUACCAAAGUUUUUCAAAACAUUUCCGUGGGGUCAAAAUUGGCCCUGCUCCAUGGUUCUAUCCUUUCUAUUAGAAAAACUUCAAAAAAUUCCUUGUCUAAAACUUGAAGGCCUAAAGCAGAAAUAUAUGGUACAUAUAACAUUGUGUAAUCGUACCCUGUCGAAAUUUGUUCAGAUUUUACCCCAAGGGUUGUAAUUGGCCAAGCCCAGGGGAUCAUUUGUUUUACAUAGACUUGUAUUAGAAAAACAUUAAAAAUGUUCUCGUCUAAAACUGCAUGGUGCACGGCUUAGAUAUUUAGCAUGUAGCAUUGGCCUUAUUUGCUCAAAUCAUACCACUUGUGUGAAAAUUGGCCUUGCCCAGAGGUUCAUUUGUUUUGCAUAGACUUACAUAGGAAAAAAAAUUGUAUUGUCUAAAACCUGAAGGUCUUAAGCUUAGAUAUUUGACAUGUACCACUGUGUAGUAGUUUCUACCGAGUUUAUUGAAAUCAUGCCUCAUUGAUCAAAAUUUGCCCCAAAACUUAACAGGAAAAAUUUAAAAAAUCAUCUUGUCUAAAACCUCAAGGUCUAAAGCUUAGAUAUUUAGCAUGUAGCACUGUGUAGUGUUUGUUCAACUCAUUUGUGUUUGGUCUAAAAUUGCCCAAUGCUUGGGUUCACUUGUUUUUACAUUUACAGAGUUUGUAGGAAAAGCUCUAAAAUGUUCUUGUCUAAAACCUUGAUGCCAUAGAUAUGUAGCAUGUAGCUUGGUGUAGUGCUUCUCUACAAAGUUUUUUUUCAAAUCAUCUCCAUGGAUCAAAAUUUGCCUCACCCUGGGGCUCAUGGUUUAUUUAAACUUGCAUAAAUUUUUUUAAAAAUAUUCUUGUUUAAAUCCUCAAGACCUGGAGCUUGGCUAUUUGGCUUGUAGCAUGGUUAGAAUUUUUUUGUUUUGAAAGACAUCAUUUUUAGCUCAUCUGAUUUUUUGAAAAAAAAUGAUGAGUUAUUGUCAUCACUUGAGCGGUUGUCGGCGUCGGCGUCGGCGUUGCCUGGUUAAGUUUUAUGUUUAGGUCAGCUUUUCUCCUAAACUAUCAAAGCUACUGCUUUGAAACUUGGAAUACUUGUUCACCAUCAUAAGCUGACCCUGUAUAGCAAGAAACAUAACUCCAUCUUGCUUUUUGCAAGAUUUAUGGCCCCUUUUGUACUUAGAAAAUAUCAGAUUUCUUGGUUAAGUUUUAUGUUUAGGUCAACUUUUCUCCUAAACUAUCAAAGCUAUUGCUUUGAAACUUGGAAUACUUGUUCACCAUCAUAAGCAGACCCUGUACAUCAAGAAACAUAACUCCAUCUUGCUUUUUGCAAGAUUUAUGGCCCCUUUUGUACUUAGAAAAUAUCAGAUUUCUUGGUUAAGUUUUAUGUUUAGGUCAACUUUUCUCCUAAACUAUCAAAGCUAUUGCUUUGAAACUUGGAAUACUUGUUCACCAUCAUAAGCAGACCCUGUACAUCAAGAAACAUAACUCCAUCUUGCUUUUUGCAAGAUUUAUUGCCCCUUUUGGACUUAGAAACUUUUUUUUUAUGGUUAAGUUUUAUGUUUAGGUCAGCUUUUAUCCUAAACUAUCAAAGCUAUUGCUUUAAAACUUGCAACACUUGUUCACCAUCAUAAGUUGACCCUGUACAGCAAGAAACAUAACUCCAUCCUGCUUUUUGCAAGAUUUAUGGCCCCUUUUGGACUUAGAAAAUAUCAGAUUUCUUGGUUAAGUUUUAUGUUUAGGUGAACUUUUUUCUCUUAAACUAUCAAAGCUACUGCUUUGAAACUUGCAACACUUGUUGACCAUCAUAAGCUGACCCUGUACAGCAAGCAACAUAACUCCAUCCGGCUUUUUGCAAUAAUUAUUGCCCCUUUUGGACUUAGAAAAUCAUUUUCUUGGUUGAGUAUUAUGUUUAAGUUUACUUUUCUCAUAAACUAUCAAAGCUAUUGCUUUAAAACUUGCAACAGUUUUUCACCAUCAUAAGUGGACACUGAACAUUAAGAAACAUAACUCUAUCCUGCUUUUUGCAAGAAUGAUGGCCCUUUUUAGACUUAGAAAAUCAUGGGUAGGACAAUAUUUCUAUUACACAAAAAAAAUCAGAUGAGCGUCAGCACCCGCAAGGCGGUGCUCUUGUUAUAUGUUAAACUUGAAGUGUAGACUAGCUCAUACUGUAUACAAAAUGGCCUAAUUUGUAGCAUACAUGUAUUGAGAUAAGUUAAACAACCAUGUAAUAGUUUGAAGCUCAGUCUCAGUAUAUCCAGCAUGUCAAUGAUUGGCUCUGAGCACUUUUGAAACUGACCAGUGGCAAAGUUUUAUAUAUCCAGCAUCUCAAUGAUUGGCUCUGAGCACUGGUGAAAUUGACCAAUGGCAAAGCUGUAAUUUUAGACUGGUUGCAAAUCUCAGUUUUAUAAGCUGUGGGGCUAUUUUAAAUGCUAUUAGCAAAAAAAAAAAAAAGAAGUACUUAUUAAAACAUUUCUGAGCAAGCAUAGUCAAGAUUCAAAAUGAAUUUUUAGGUGGUACUAUUGACCAACAAGUUAAAAUUUGCAAAGUGUUUAAAAAGAUUUCUUUUCAGGGUAUUUUAGUCCUAAUAAAGUAUGUUUGACUGUCAAGAUGUUUUUUUUUUUGUAUAAAUCAUUUUAUAUUUAGAAGGAUUACUGUGUGAACACUGUAAACCAAGCAGUUUUAUGAAGCUGGUGCAAUUAUAAGUACACUAUUGCAAAUCAUGCAUUAAUAUUAGGUCUUUUAAUUUCACUGUAUGUUGUUUUGGAAUAAAGUAUGUAAUAGGGAUUCAUAAAUUCUGUAAGCUUAUGGCAUGCCUGGAUUAAAUUUACUUUUUUAGAAAUUCUGUCAAGAAUUAUUAGCUAUCGUUAGACACCAUUUGCUAAUAUUUUGACUGCUAAUUAUCAUUAUGUAGACAUUUUUAUUAUGAAUUUGUCAUUUUUAUAAUUACACUGUUAUAUUUUGCGCAUCUUAUAUCUAGUCAUUUGUUGAUUUUAUGCUUGUUUUAUAAAUACACAAUGCUAAAGAG